Alternaria rosae is the source of this 547-nucleotide messenger RNA. RefSeq lists its product as uncharacterized. The coding region runs from base 88 to 432 and encodes 114 amino acids. The record is from RefSeq and is a predicted model, not a curated record. The transcript is spliced from 2 exons. NCBI's taxonomy places the organism in Eukaryota, Fungi, Ascomycota, Dothideomycetes, Pleosporales, Pleosporaceae.
AGGCUUGAAAGUCGUUGUUUUGAACCAAUGGGUUCGUGCCUCAACUCCUCGGGAACACAGGCUGCGAGAUGAAAGCUCUGCAGUUCCAUGCGGCUCACGAGUUCCCAGCCCCAUAGUCCAGGCAUCCUGAUUAGUUCUGUCCCUGCGCCUAUAGCCUUGGUGGUUCUUAGAUUACUGCAUUGGGCUUGUCUGGCGAGAAGCGAGACGGAUCUGCGACACCACUGCGACAGUCUCGAACCCACCUCCAACGGUUCGAGUCCCAAACACCACCCGCCGUUGCGCCCAAGCAAGUGCGCAUCACCAAAAUCUCGCCAUUCUUGCAGGCGAUCAACGUUUCCCCCAUGCCAUGCCGAGCGCAAGGGGCUGGUGUUUCGCCAUGUGCGCAACGGCCUGCACGCCUUCCAAAUUCAACAAUUUCAUGCGUGGAUUUAAGGAAUAGACAAUCCCCAGGCAUAAACUUUCUCCUCAUCUCAUCGCUCUUGCCUCAUAAUACCAGUGCUUCACUGUCUCUUUCUCUUACUUCAUCUGCUUCUUACUGUCCGAGCCG